This is a messenger RNA of Erigeron canadensis, 1041 nucleotides long. RefSeq names its product protein FAR1-RELATED SEQUENCE 5-like. Bases 1 to 1041 code for a protein of 346 amino acids. The record is from RefSeq and is a predicted model, not a curated record. NCBI's taxonomy places the organism in Eukaryota, Viridiplantae, Streptophyta, Magnoliopsida, Asterales, Asteraceae. The transcript has 4 exons.
AUGGAUUGCUUGGAGGAAAUUUUCUUAAAUCCAAAUGCGUCGGAAGGUGUAAAUGAAGAGUUUGUGUACGAAGAGCCCGAUGACGAAUUUGAAUCCCCAGAUGUCCGUGAUGAAUUUGAUUACGAUCACGAUGUUUUUUAUACCAAUGAGGUGUUUGACACACACAUAGAUUUGGUAGACUGGGCUCAAAGAACGGCAAAGGAGCUUGGUUAUGUGUUAGUAACACGAAGAUCAAAUGUCACAAAAGGCGGAGAAGUUAAAAAGGUGGUCCUUAUUUGCAACCGUGGUGGAAAAAAAGAUAAGCGGUCAACCGGGGCACCCAAAGGGACUUGUAAUUUGGAAGGUAUUGCGUACGCAAGACGACUAACCGAUGUUCAAAAAGAAUUUGUGGACGAAAAGGCGUUGCUAGGUUUAGGGCCAAAUAGCAUAAGGGACCAAUUGAAGGAUGCAUUUCCCGGUAUCUUGACCCGUUCACAAGACAUUUCUAACUACCUGCGGCAACACCGGCUAAAGCACGCCCAACAACGAGGGGAAACUCGAAUGCAGAUCGUGCUCCAAUUACUAUCUGACCAUCAGUACACGUAUCAGUACACGACGGAUAGCAAAACCGGAUGUUUGACCAAUCUCUUUUUCGUACAUCCUACAUCACUUGACAUAUGGCGUGCAUUUCCUUGGAUCAUUGAAAUAGACGCCACGUAUAAAACCAACGUUUACAACAUGCCGCUUGUUGAGAUUGUGGGUGUCACUCCAACUGGCAAGACAUUCAGCAUUGCGCACGCACUUAUUGAAAAUGAGCAACAUGCGACAUACACAUGGGUGUUACAGUGCUUGAGGUCGACGCUCGAAGAAGGCCUCGUCGUGCGUGUGGCACUCACUGAUCGGGAUCUGGCCCUCAUGAAAGCGGUUAAGGAUGUGAUGCCGGAAACGAAGCUGAUACUUUGUAGAAUACACAUUUGGAGGAAUAUUGAGUUACAUGCCAACCCAUCGUUUAGGUCAAAAAAGAUUAUGGUUUGUUUAGACACCGGUGGGAUCAACUCGUAA